GCAACUAGUGGGGCUGGUUGACAUCUCACUCUUUCAGGGCAAUAACUAACCCCUUUGUUUAUGGUUGGUAAACGCUGGCAGUCAUGCUUAGUUGAUUGGAUGAUUGGCCGCCGAACCACUCCACGACUGACGUGUAUUAAUCUAGCCGAACUCCGCGACACUGGGCGCCAACAUUAACCUGUCUUUACUCGUUGCUGUGUUAUCAAGCUCAUAUUCACAACAAUGGCAGAAGUUGUAGAGCCGGCUUCUUUUGCUUUACAAUCUAGCAUCACUCUAUAUGAGACGAUCAAGACUUUCAACUCUCAUCCAAAACGUGUGCGCGACCUCCUUGAGGAGCUGGAGGCUUUGAUUGCAGUUCUCGGCUCGCUUAGUGACGUGGUUAAGACUCCAGCUGGGUCGUCCCUCUAUGUGCUUAACCGUGUGCCUUUGAAAAGAUGUGGUGAUGCCUGUAAAGACUUUAAACAGCAAAUUAUGAUCUGUUUAUCACAGUCUGGUGGCUCCCGGUCAAGCUUUCGUGAUUGGGCUAGAAUAAGGUAUAUGAAUGAUGAUAUUGACGGUUUUAGGCGACUAGUUGCUGCGUGUAAAUUGACCAUCGAGGUCACCCUUGGUGAUGUAAAGCUUCGCAAAUCAUUCACAACUGCUGAAAACCUUGAAAAGCAUCAAAUAUUGAUACAAACCGCCAAAUGCGAUCUUGAGGCUCAUCUUGAAAGUAUUGAUGAAAGGUUGGAACAUAUAAUUGGACAAACAAUAGUAGAACCUGGUUCGAAUACACCAAAACUGCGGCUGGUGAAGGAGAAGCGUUCGGGUACGUUAAGAGGCAAGGGCUUUGUCCUGUAGUGGAACUCUUACCAAAGAUCUACUCACUGAUUUGGACACCAAUUAUCCACAGGCAUAACAGAUACCAAUUCCUAUACUUCUAAGCUGGAAAAUAAGGAUCAGUCUGACCAGGAGACCAAUGAUCAAGAUUUU
Messenger RNA from Talaromyces proteolyticus, 969 nucleotides. RefSeq lists its product as uncharacterized. The record is from RefSeq and is a predicted model, not a curated record. Bases 223 to 837 code for a protein of 204 amino acids. NCBI's taxonomy places the organism in Eukaryota, Fungi, Ascomycota, Eurotiomycetes, Eurotiales, Trichocomaceae. The transcript has 2 exons.